UUUCCAAAUUUUAUUCACUCACAAUAAUUUUACAUAAAAUAUGCUGCCCUGUAAUGUGAUUCGAUCAUAUUGUAUUUGUAUUUGCUUAUUCUUAAUCUAAUUGAAUUGUACCAAUCAUGUUUUGAUCUGGUAGUUAAGAUUGAGAUGUUGCGAAUGAUAGGUUAUAAGUUUGAAUUCCUCUUCUUUUUUUACAAUGUACGACCUUCGUGGCUCAUAUGGAUAAAAAAAAUCUAAUCGAUCGAAUUGUCCAUUUGUUUGUGAUUUUGUAUCAAAUUUGGUAGUGUAUGUUCGAUUAGAUUGCUAUGACAGAUAUGGAUGAGUUUGUUGUCUUAAACAUAAAGUUUGGAGAAUUAAGAAAGGCAGAAUUUACAAAGAUACUUUCUGGUUUUUUUAAACGGGCUUUUAUGAUAGCUUUAAAGCUAUGUUGAAUUGUUGAUAGGGUGUAAAAUGUUUUCUAUGAAAAUGAGUUUUCCUUUUUCUCUCAUUUUUCGUUGUUUGGUAAGGGACGUAAAACUAGUUUUCCAUUAGAGCGAAGAGAGUUCUUAUAUAGGUAAAAAUUAUCUUCCUUUAAAAAAAAAGGAAAACGUAUUUUCCUCCCUUCUCCUUAGCAACUUUUUACUCUAUUCUUAUCCAUCCUCUCCAUUCUCCUUCCAUUUUACUUUAUCCCAGCUUCAGAAAAUUAGCUUUGUAAUUGAAUUUUCCGUAGUAAAACGUUUUACAUAAAAAAUCAUUUUACAUAGUAAAAAUUUUACAUCCAACCAAAGGGAGUCUAAUCAGACGAUGUAUGUCUUAUGGUCAAGUUUGCGAGUGAGUAGCAUAUGAGGAGUUGUGGUUUGGCUAGUUGGAUGUGAUCAUGUGAACAGGCUUUAUGUUAUGUUACUCUGACUUGGGUACUCGACACUUGUAUUGGAUAGGGUACGUCAUACAUACAUGUCCAAGUGUUCGACUCUUCAAUCUUUAUGAAAAAUGUAUAUAAUUUUGGAUUGAAAUGAAGUGUCAAGUUUCCAAAACUUUUCAUGGUUGAGGUGAAAUGAAGAGUUCAAAUAACAUAGCUAUUAUACACUACGAGGAUGUGUGUUUUCAGUUUUUGUAUGUGUUGACGAAUUGUCUUAGUUUUACACUUAUUUUCCUUUUGGCUGUGCUGUUUUAGAUUUUGAAAAUUGAAGAGACGGUCCUUUCUAAAUUCUAAUACAUUUUUAUGGAUAGCCGUAAUGGCGGAUCUUGGACCAAAAACUUAAGAGAGCCAAGUUUCGAUCGCCUAGACGUUAUAUUAAAAGUUGAAUUCAUAUCUAUUAUGCUACAAGUUUUUUAAAUAUAUGUAAUACUACAUAUGUAAUAAAUCUAAUAUGCCAAAAAAAAUUAUCAGGGGACGGACCCCUACCAGCUCUAACUAAUCCUCCCUUGUCGAUAAGUGGCAAAAACUUUGAUGAAAUGUAUAAUAGGCUAUGAGAAAUUUCGAUUUUCCUAAGUCCCACGGUUGUAGGGGAUUGGUUUGGAUCGGCGCCAUACUGAGAGAAGCUCUUAAGGCUGUUACGUCAAUCCAACUCACAGUUACUUAAGAAGGGAAGCAAAACACCUGGGCUGCUUAAUGUUCACAUUUUUACUGGUUACUUUCUUUUAGCAAGCUGUCAGCCCCUCACUGUUUGCUUAUCUGCAAUCCCGUAUUCACGUGCGAAGCCAGUCACCUUGAGUGAUGAUAGAUAAAUUGAUACUGCCCUUCAGUGUAGGCUAAAGCCAAAGCAUAGGGACUCGGAACUUGCUAUGAGUAACGGCCCUGUCACUGCCUUGCUACAGCUCAUGCCUUAGCUUACUGUGAUGUUGUAUCAUACAGAACUCUGAACCAGCUAGUGUGUCAUCUUGAUAAGAUUUUUUUCGGAUUCACGGUGGUACAUCUUAAUACAGUCAGUAGUUGCAGACGUGUAAUUGUGCAGAUUAUUCCUAGUUUCUAUGAUUACAGUUCACUAAUGCCUCCUCUCUACUUUGUUUGAGCUCAUGGCUGAGCUAACUAUAAUGUUGGACUUGUUGUAAAGGAUUUGCAAAUGGGUCAAUGAUGGGUUGCUAUCUUGCCUGCGAAGUAAUUGAUUUAUAUGACCAUCCAUUGACUUUUAUACUUGACUUUGGCAGUCCUUUUGUACUUUGCGCUUGGUACAUAUGACUGAUUCUUAAAUUUUGAUUUCAAUAAUUUUUUAUUGAAUGAGUGGUUGAACUUCUCCUAUCCAUACUGCCCUACCCGAGGCUAGAGAAAGGCUCAUGACAUGGACGCUCAGCCAACUCAGUCUGGGUCAUGGUUGUGUGUGCUUUUAAUUACAGUUCUCAAGAGGUGGGUUGGCUAUAUAAUCAACCUCCUGCACUCGCCCAGGAACGUCUAGGAUGGCUCCCAGCUCCUUCUUGGCCUCCUCUUGGAUGGCAUCCGCAGUAAAAGAAGUGGCCUUCUUGACUAUUUCCUGAGAAAGUGGAACGAUUGAUAUGUCACAGAAGAUGGAUGAAGUGCUGGCUGCUGUGGCUGAGACAAUAAAGAAUUUUGCAGUGAUUUACACAGUGGACAUAACAGAGGUGCCUGAUUUCAACACAAUGUAUGAGCUAUAUGAUCCAUGCACUGUCAUGUUCUUUUUCAGAAACAAGCACAUAAUGAUAGAUCUUGGUACUGGUAACAACAACAAGAUCAAUUGGGCUCUCAAGAGCAAGCAGGAGUUUAUUGACAUUGUUGAGACCGUCUAUCGUGGGGCAAGGAAGGGGCGAGGGCUCGUGAUCUCACCUAAAGACUACUCAACCAAGUAUCGUUACUAAAUGCUCAGUUGUAUGAAGAUUGAUUCCAUAGUUUUGUAUUGGAACUCUGUAUUGUUCGUGAAGCUCAGGUUCAAUGACCAGGGUGUAUAGACUGUUAUUUGGUUCUUUGUAAAAUGCAAGCUGAUUUUAUACAGCCAUCCUCCCUGAGAAAAGAUUCAGAUUAGGGUAAAUGACUAUAUGUGCUAAAACAGAUGACGAAAACCUUGGGGCUCGUGUGGUAUCACUGUAAUUUUCAGUUUUUUU
Beta vulgaris subsp. vulgaris (sugar beet) is the source of this 3030-nucleotide messenger RNA. Its product is annotated as thioredoxin-like protein YLS8. Gene Ontology annotation, cellular component: U5 snRNP; U4/U6 x U5 tri-snRNP complex; spliceosomal complex. Bases 2467 to 2787 code for a protein of 106 amino acids. Lineage: Eukaryota; Viridiplantae; Streptophyta; Magnoliopsida; Caryophyllales; Amaranthaceae. Gene Ontology annotation, biological process: mRNA splicing, via spliceosome. The record is from RefSeq and is a predicted model, not a curated record. The transcript has 3 exons.